Agrilus planipennis (emerald ash borer) is the source of this 454-nucleotide messenger RNA. RefSeq names its product general odorant-binding protein 70-like. The record is from RefSeq and is a predicted model, not a curated record. The transcript has 3 exons. The coding region runs from base 84 to 335 and encodes 83 amino acids. Lineage: Eukaryota; Metazoa; Arthropoda; Insecta; Coleoptera; Buprestidae.
UCAAAUUUUAUGGAUAAUAGGAGAGCUAAUAAAUGAUUAAUUAAUUUUUUUUGUAGUGUCUUCUUCAGUGUGUUUAUCGAAAAAUGAAAGCAGUAAACGAAUUUGGAUUUCCCAGGCCAGAUGGACUUGUUACGUUAUACACAGAAGGUGUUACAGAUCCUGAAUACAUAAAAGGGACAUUUCGAGCGGUGAAUAGCUGCCUAGCAAACGCAAAAAAGACAUAUGCAACUACUUUGGAAAGUGUUAAAGACGAUGGAACAACCUGCGAUGUCGCGUUCUACACCUUCGAUUGCAUUUCUGAUUUAAUAGACGAAUAUUGCAAGCAAAAUCCGUAGCAGCUUAAUCUGUCUUUUUUAUUAUUAGCUAUUACAUUUUAGUACAAGUUUUAAUUCUACACACUUACGUACCUUUGUAAUUAUGUAUUGUAAAUAAUAAUAAAAAAUUGUUAUUAAAA